UGCAAUGAGUGGAGGAGCAGCGGAGGAAGUGGGAGGCACAGCCCAUAGUAGCAGGAGCUGCUCAUAACUCACUGCGACUGUGUGCACUGGUGACAACUGGACUCCUGACUGAGCAGCAUCUUCAACUCGCGUCAACUGUUGAAAUUUUGACCCCGGUCCACUCACGGGCUGUGGCCGUGUGCGCGCUUUUUCCUUACUUUUAGUGUAUGAGCCGCUCCAGGUUUACACCGUUUCAUGGCAGCCAUUGUGUUGACAGCAUUUAGAUAGAUUUACUGCAGACUUUGCAUUUGAGUUUUUCGGUGUAUCCCAACAGUUUAUCUAGAGGCUGCUUGCACGAGGGGAAACACGCCGUGCGCUUUUUGUGCAGUUUAGUUGCAUUAAUCCACAGUCUUGCUCUUGCUUUAAAUUCCCGGUCAAGAUGAUGAUAAUCAUUGCGGAGUUCUUCGUGGUCAUUUUGAAGGUGCUAUGGGCGUUUGUAACUGCCGGGGCAAAGUGGGUGGUGCGGCCGAAGGAGAAGAGCGUGGCGGGACAGGUGUGUGUGAUCACCGGGGCUGGCAGCGGCCUCGGGCGGCUCUUCGCCAAGGAGUUCGCUCGGAGACGAGCGGUACUGGUGUUGUGGGACAUUAACAGCCAAAGUAACGAGGAAACAGCGGAGAUGGUGCGGCAGAUAUACCGUGAACUGGACAGCCCCAUGCCCAAAGACGGACCUGUUGGAGGGGUAGAAGAGGUCCCCCCUUUCCAGCCCCAGGUCUACACCUAUGUAUGUGAUGUGGGCAAACGCGAGAGUGUGUAUUCUACAGCUGAGAAGGUGCGGCGCGAGGUGGGAGAGGUUGACAUACUGAUCAACAAUGCCGGUGUCGUCUCUGGCCAUCACCUCCUGGAGUGCCCAGAUGAGCUGAUUGAACGCACCAUGGUGGUUAACUGCCAUGCACACUUCUGGACCACCAAGGCGUUUCUCCCCAAGAUGCUGGAGCUGAAUCAUGGUCACAUUGUGACGGUUGCCAGCUCCCUGGGUUUAUUCAGCACAGCUGGAGUGGAGGAUUACUGCGCCAGUAAAUUUGGUGCCAUCGGUUUCCACGAAUCGCUGAGCCACGAGCUGAAGGCCUCAGAGAAGGAUGGUAUCAACAUGACUCUGGUGUGCCCCUACCUGGUUGACACGGGAAUGUUCAAAGGCUGCAGGAUAAGGAAAGAGAUUGAGCCAUUUCUACCUCCCCUGAAGCCUGAGUUUUGCGUGAAACAGGCCAUGAGGGCCAUCCUCACCGACCAGCCCAUGAUCUGUACACCCCGCAUCGUCUACAUGGUUAAUUUCAUGAAAAGCAUCCUGCCCUUCGAGGCCAUUGUGUGCAUGUACCGGUUCCUGGGCGCCGAUAAGUGUAUGUACCCCUUCCUAGCCCAGAGGAAGGAGGCCAUGAACAACAAUGAGGCCAAGAACGGGAUCUAGGGGGCGCUGCUUGUGACACGAAUUGGGGCACAUAAACCUGCAAGCAUGAGGAUACGACCACUGAGGAUGAAAUGGGGAAGAAAAGACUGAAUCUAGACUGGUGCACUUGCAUUGAGCAAAUGCAAAGGUUUACCAUAUUGUUCCUCUGGAACAAAGAAAGCUGUGUACUACACAAAGGAUUUAUUUGACUUUGUUUUCUUUUUUUUUCUAAGGUUUGAUUAAAGAAACCAACAUCUAUAUACUGUGUCACUAGUUUUGAAAUCAUACGAAAAAGGUAUUCAAUAAUUAACUAUUUACGUAAUGUAGUCACCAGCCUUAUCUAGUGUCUUUGUGGAAAUAUACAGUAUGUUACUGUACGAACAGUAAGAAAUCUUUGUCACUUUUGUUUUUUGUUUGUUUUUUUGUUUUUGUUUUUUUUAUUUGUAGACAUGCACUGUAAUUACUGACUCUCUCUACACUGCCAGCCCUCUCUGUGUAGAAAUGAUUCAACCCAGCAUUUCACACUACCCAGCAUCUCCCACCCAGAGGCUCUUGAUCAAUCAGUCAGGAACAUGUGGUUGGCAAAUUGAACGGCUCUGAUUGUAGCUUGUGUCAUUGAUUGCAAAGGUCAUCAAAUGCAAUAAACAUUUCACAAUUUUGAAUAUACCACACUCCGUUAUUUUUAAUUAUUUUUUGAGUUACAGACAUGUAGCGUAGAUGUAGAUAAUGGAGUCAACAAGGCAUUCCAAAUGGGACAUUUUACUAGCCUAUAUUUGACUUUUUAAUCUCCACAGGCGUGUCCAGAUGUAGUGGAAGGCAACUGUGUCUCUUUAUGGUCCUAUCAUUUUAUUGACUAACCCCUCAAAUUAAAGUGAGUGAGGUGGUCAGUAUAAUAAGCUGAACGAUCACGUGUGAAGCAUUAGGCUGUACUGAUUGGAGAGAAACCGAGAGGAAACACAAUCUUUUUCAUUCAUUUGUCUUUGUUGAUAUUGUAAAUUUGUCAGUUGAAAAAUAGAUAGGCAAAGACUGUAACUCCACGCAAACCAAUGACCCAACACUGAUGUAUGGUUGAGGGAAAUGUAACACUAGCGUACCAUAUUUUAUUUUUUUGUCCCAAAGUGACACUUUCACGUUGCUGUCCAUUGUCCACCUUGUCCAGUUACAGUGAAAUGUAAAUGUUUAAAUGUUGUGAAUAGCCCAGUAUCCCAAACUGACUGUCUCCACAAUAUUUGAUGUAUGAAUAUUUUAUAUACUUUCGGGAACACAAGAGUUUUUUGAAUUUCAAGUACAUUCCAAUAGGCGUCAUUUCUUCAGUCACAGUGAUGAGCCUAAAUUCUCUACCUCUUAAUUUUUGCCAUUUGUUGACAGUAUGACAUAAGCCUCUUUUUGUAAUUUUCUGAAGACUGCUCCAUAGCGGAGCAAAUGUGGUUCCAAUGUUUAGUGUCUCUACCUAACUUAAAUUAAUAAAAUGAUUUAGAUUAUUAA
This is a messenger RNA of Myripristis murdjan (pinecone soldierfish), 2905 nucleotides long. It is a transcript of the gene rdh10a, whose product is annotated as retinol dehydrogenase 10a. Gene Ontology annotation, molecular function: oxidoreductase activity, acting on the CH-OH group of donors, NAD or NADP as acceptor. The record is from RefSeq and is a predicted model, not a curated record. Gene Ontology annotation, cellular component: lipid droplet. Lineage: Eukaryota; Metazoa; Chordata; Actinopteri; Holocentriformes; Holocentridae. The transcript is spliced from 6 exons. Bases 419 to 1441 code for a protein of 340 amino acids.